Elgaria multicarinata webbii is the source of this 5524-nucleotide messenger RNA. It is a transcript of the gene PRPF40A, whose product is annotated as pre-mRNA processing factor 40 homolog A. The transcript has 26 exons. Gene Ontology annotation, molecular function: protein binding; RNA binding. Gene Ontology annotation, biological process: mRNA cis splicing, via spliceosome. Gene Ontology annotation, cellular component: U2-type prespliceosome; U1 snRNP. The coding region runs from base 51 to 3125 and encodes 1024 amino acids. The record is from RefSeq and is a predicted model, not a curated record. Lineage: Eukaryota; Metazoa; Chordata; Lepidosauria; Squamata; Anguidae.
GGAGCCGGGAGGGCAGGCUCGUCGGAGCCGGGCCCGGUGAGGGGGAGGCGAUGUCUGGCGGGGAAUCGGCAGCCGCCGCGGCCUCCCCUCAACCGCUCCCCUUCUCCCUGCCCAAGCCACCUCCCCUUAUGCAGCUCAACCCCGGCGAAGGCGUGCGCCCCGUGGUGGCCGCCGGCCCGGAGCAGUCGCCGAAGAGCGCCCGCAUGGGAGGCCGCCCCGAUUGGCCGCCUGGGAAGCCCGUCAGUCUCUUGGCUCCUCUCCUCCCGCCUCGAGGGGAGCCCGAACCUCUCUUGCCCUUCGGGCCCUCCUCCCGCCAGCCGCUCAGGGGCAGGAUGCUGGGCAGGUGCGGAGGGGGAGGCGGCGGCGGGAGCCUCCUCAAUCCUUCGAUGCGACCGGGCGGUGGAGGCGGCGGCGGAGGAGGCGGCGGCGGCGGCGGCAUGGGCCGAGAGUCCCUUAUGAUGGGACAUCCAGGCAUGCCUCAUUACCCACCCAUGGGCAUGCAUCCUAUGGGACAAAGGCCGCCCAAUAUGCCUCCAGUGUCUCAUGGAAUGAUGCCUCAGAUGAUGCCUCCAAUGGGAGGACCGCAAAUGGGGCAGAUGCCUGGAAUGAUGCAAUCGGUGAUGCCUGGAAUGAUGGCACCACAUAUGUCUCAUGCUCCCAUGCAGCCUCCGGGACCGCCAGGAGUGAACAAUAUGGAUUCUCAAAUCGGUUUAGCCCCCCCUGGAACUCAGCCAACGCCUCCAGUAGUUUGUUCAGUCCAGCAAGCCACCCCAACCAACAACUCUGCUAAUGAGGAAACUUCCAAACAGAAAUCCAUGUGGUCAGAACAUAAAUCGCCAGAUGGAAGAACAUACUACUAUAAUACUGAGACAAAGCAGUCAACGUGGGAGAAACCAGAUGAUCUUAAAACACCUGCAGAGCAAAUGUUAUCAAAAUGUCCAUGGAAGGAAUAUAAAUCUGAUUCUGGAAAGCCUUACUACUACAAUUCCCAAACAAAAGAAUCACGCUGGGCAAAACCCAAAGAACUUGAAGAUCUUGAAGCAAUGAUUAAAGCAGAAGAAAACAGUGGUAAACCAGAGGAAUCUGUUCCAACAUCAUCUGCCGGAGCUGUUGCCCCAGGAGUCACAAAUGCUGCCGCCACUGUUCCUGAAACUCCUGUGGCUAUACCUUCAGCCCCCGCCACUCCUGCUGUUGCAUCAGCUCCUGAAGCUGAGCCUCCUGCUGUUGCUACUGUUGUAGAAAAUGAAAAUAGAGUUGCUGCUUCUACCGACGAGCAGAUACAGCCGCCUGCUCCUGUUGUACAGGAACAGACGGCAGAAGUUGUCACGAACUCUGUAGAAGAAGCUCCUAAACCAGAAUCCUCAGAUGUUGCCCCCAAAAAAGAAGAGGAGGAUGCCCAGCCAGUUAAAAAAACCUAUACCUGGAAUACGAAAGAAGAAGCUAAGCAGGCGUUUAAAGAACUAUUGAAAGAAAAGCGUGUACCAUCCAAUGCAUCUUGGGAGCAAGCUAUGAAAAUGAUCAUUAACGAUCCAAGAUACAGUGCUUUGGCAAAACUAAGUGAGAAAAAGCAGGCAUUUAAUGCUUAUAAAGUCCAGACAGAAAAAGAAGAAAAAGAAGAAGCAAGAUUAAAAUAUAAAGAAGCAAAAGAGUCUUUUCAGCGUUUCCUUGAAAACCAUGACAAGAUGACAUCCACAACCAGAUACAAAAAAGCUGAACAAAUGUUUGGAGAGAUGGAGGUCUGGAAUGCAAUAUCGGAGCGUGAUCGUCUUGAAAUCUAUGAAGAUGUCCUAUUCUUUCUAUCAAAAAAAGAAAAAGAACAAGCCAAGCAGUUGCGGAAGAGGAACUGGGAAGCAUUGAAAAAUAUCCUGGACAAUAUGGCUAAUGUUACGUACUGUACUACCUGGUCAGAGGCUCAGCAAUAUCUGAUGGACAAUCCUACAUUUGCAGAAGAUGAGGAACUUCAGAAUAUGGAUAAGGAGGAUGCAUUGAUUUGUUUUGAAGAACACAUAAGGGCUUUGGAAAAGGAGGAAGAGGAAGAGAAACAGAAGGGUUUACUCAGGGAAAGACGACGGCAACGUAAAAACAGAGAAUCUUUCCAGAUAUUUCUGGAUGAAUUGCAUGAACAUGGCCAGCUGCAUUCAAUGUCAUCAUGGAUGGAGUUAUAUCCAACUAUAAGUUCUGAUAUUAGGUUUACUAACAUGCUUGGUCAGCCUGGCUCAACAGCACUUGAUCUCUUCAAAUUUUAUGUUGAAGAUCUAAAAGCACGCUACCAUGAUGAAAAAAAGAUAAUAAAAGACAUCUUAAAGGAUAAAGGAUUUGUAGUUGAAGUGAAUACUACUUUUGAAGACUUCGUCACAGUCAUCAGUUCAACUAAAAGAGCUACCACGUUAGAUGCUGGAAAUAUCAAACUGGCUUUCAAUAGUCUGUUGGAAAAGGCUGAAGCCCGUGAACGUGAGAGAGAAAAGGAAGAAGCUCGCAAAAUGAAACGGAAAGAGUCUGCUUUUAAGAGCAUGUUAAAACAAGCAACACCUCCAAUUGAAAUGGAUGCAGUGUGGGAAGAUAUUCGGGAAAGAUUUGUGAAAGAACCAGCAUUUGAAGAUAUCACUCUAGAAUCGGAAAGAAAAAGAAUAUUUAAAGACUUCAUUUAUUUACUGGAGCAUGAGUGUCAGCAUCACCAUUCAAAGAAUAAGAAGCAUUCUAAAAAAUCAAAAAAGCAUCACAGAAAGAGAUCUCGCUCCCGUUCGGGUUCGGAAUCUGAGGAUGAUGACAGCCAUUCCAAAAAAAAGAGGCAACGCUCAGACUCACGAUCAGUUUCUGAACGCUCUUCCAGUGCAGAAUCUGAGAGGAGCUAUAAGAAGUCAAAGAAACACAAAAAAAAGAGCAAAAAGAGGAGACACAAGUCUGAUUCGCCAGAAUCGGAUGUGGAUCGAGAAAGAGACAAGAAAGAAAGAGAGAAUGAAAAGGAAAGAAGUAGACAAAGGUCUGAAUCUAAGCAUAAAUCACCUCCUAAAAAGCGACCCGGCAAAGAUUCCGGUAAUUGGGAUACCUCUGGUAGUGAAUUAAGUGAAGGUGAACUAGAAAAACAAAGGAGGACCCUGUUGGAACAACUGGAUGAAGAUCAAUAAGAAAUAUUUAUACCAAAUAUGUUUACAUUGUGAUUUAAUAAAAAAUAUAGAUGACUAAUUUCAGGAAAUGGAUUCCGAUGUUCUGAGUUCCAUUGGCAAAACAAUGGCUUUUCAGUUCUACUGUAUAAGUAAAUAUCUCAAAUAUCAUCAUUGUGUGCCUGGCAGCAAAUUGGCAGAGACAGUGAACAUUCAGAAUUCAAGCUGAAGUUCUGUUUUUGAUAAGCUAGGCAGCCUGUAUAUACCCCAUGCACCUUGACAUUCUUCAGAGAGCACAUUAGGAUGAGAAGAUCUUUAUUUUUUUUGAGCCCUUUCAAAAGUGGCUUGGAAAAGUGCUUGAGCCUUUCAGGUCUCUCAUGUCUAUAAAACAGCUCUUGCUAGAAAGGCCUAAACUUGUUUUCCUUGUCAAAUAAGGUCUAAGGGUGGGGGUGGGGAAGGAGGUGCACAUGUUCUUUCAAAAGAUGCUCUAUAAUUUUCUUGCAGCUCCACUUGGGUUUUUUACUUUUUUCUUCUUCUUUUUUGCAAAAUGAGGGAAAGAGGAGAGAAGGAAAUAUUUUUUUGUUGAUUAAUGGUAGUCCAGAAACCUGUCUUGGGUUUUUGUGCAUUACCUUGCUGGCCAAACUGAUGUUGUUGAUGGUUUCUAUUGAAUUUUGACUUUAGGUUGAAAUAUGUAUCAAGUUUCACCCUGAAGUGACUUUUUAGUGUCAAGUUUUAAAACUGUGAAAAAUAGAUGAUUGAUGGAAAUCCUAAUAGGCCCUUAAUUAUAAUGGCGCGAAGAUAUGUAAUAACAUAGCUACCAUUUUUAUUAGAGGAAAAAACUGGUAUAUGUAAAAUAAAUAAACAAAAUUGGCAGAGGGCAUUAUUUCAACAUUAAUCCAAUGUUACAGAAAAUUGCAAAAUCAGAUAGUAAAUUAAUUGCAAUAUGUUGCCUUAAGGACUUUCCGAAGAAUGUACCACCAAAUUUUGAAAAAGCAGUUGCAAUACCCUCUUGUCUAGAAAAAUCAAUGUUGACAUAAUACUUUUCAUUUGAGACAUGUUGACCUAAUGUUACAAACCCGGUCUCCUUUUAUUCUGUUCUUUUUCCUUUGUACUAAAUAACUUCUGACCAGCCUUGAUUUGAUGAGUACUUUCUGCCCUAUUCAUUCAGGAGUAUUGACUACUGUGGUACAGACUCUAAAAUCUUUCUGAUUUGAAUAUUUUUGUACAUUUUUAUCACUUAUUAAACCUUGUCUUCUAGCGUGUACUAGUAUUUUUUCUGUUUUUUAAAAUACUUUGUACAGCUGACACAUAGCUACAUCUCCUCACAUGCUUUCACUCAUUACUUUGAAGGCUGCACAUAGAAGCUCAGUUCUUUAGUGUAGUGCUUACUUUUUUCAUGCCUGUUUAUUCACAGCCACAAAAGAAAGGGGUUAUGUUCAAGAUCAUUCACAGCACUGAUGUGAAAUACUUCUAUCCAACAGUAUACAAUAGUUGUGUAAAUUUGAAAUCGGUCCUUUUGAGUAAUUAUGGGUCCACUUUUCAAAUUAAGAAAUAGGGGUUAUAAGGUAGCAAGUAUGUGGUCAUCUUUCGUUCUUUCCUAUUUCAUUGGAACUUGUGUGUUAACAGUUUGCCCAAAUUACAAGCCAAAGGCUGGUUUUACAGAAGAAUGGCUUGGAUCUAGAGUGUCCAUGAGUAGAAGUGUGCUCAUAGGAAACUUCUGGAGGACAUGGUAGAGGCAAUUUUUGCUGAUUCCUCCUUACUGCAGCCCCCUCUAGAAUAAUGUAGGUGGUGGCAUUGAGAAGAGGGAAUUAGCAAGAAUUGCCUUCUGCCCUUUUCCACUGGAUUGCAGCCCUUUCUGCGAGUGAAUGUAAUAAAUGUGCUAUGCGCCGAUCUUUUUAGUCUACCAAAUGGAGUCAUCCCUCCUUAUGGUGCAAACUGUUCACUUCUCAGUGGAAAAGUAUGAGAUUUGUCCAUUUAUGACUUCAGGUAAAAGCACAGUAAAAUGUCCAGGAGAUUGUUCCAGAAUUCUGCAGCAAUAGUUCCAAAUCUCGGAAAGUUGCAACAAAGUCCUGUUGCAGAGUUUCUGAGGGCUUCGAGUAGAGAACGUGAAAUUUAACAUAUAUUGAGAGACUUGUAAAAAAAGACUGUUUGGGUUCUUUUGAGAAACUAAGUGCUGUUAACUAGUCCAAAUCCAUACCUGUAGCAAAAGUCACUUACAGUACAUAGAUAGGACAGCAUGUUUACAACUCAGUUAUGUAGUGAAAGAGGUGGAAAAAGAUCAGUGCUAAACCAGAAUGGUUUUUUUUUAGAGUUCUAGCUAUCCCAUCCCCCUCUCCUAUGCAGGAGUAUUUAUGUAAAAUAUUUUCUUAUUGCCUUGCAUAAUUUACAUGAAACAUGUUUCUAAGUAAAUAUUACCUUUUAAA